AUGCCGGAAUUAAUAUUAGAUGAAAAACCGAAAUCAUCGGAACAAAUUGAUUUAGAGGAAGCCGAAAAUGCAUUAUUAGGGAAAGAUUAUAAAACUGCAAAAGAAUUAUUAGAAAAAUUGGUUAAAUUAGAAGUGAAAGUUGACGAUGAAGAAUCAAUACGAAUUAAAGAAUCAGCUAUGCUUUCACUUGGAAAAGUUUUCAAGGAAACAAAAGAUGCUAAAGCGUUGGCAUCAUUAAUCAAAACAAAUCGUUCAUUUCUUGGUCUUGUAAGCAAAGCUAAAGCAGCUAAACUCGUUCGUACACUAGUGGAUUUAUUUCUUGAUAUGGAGGCGGGCACUGGUGAAGAGGUUACAUUAUGUCAAGAAAAUAUCGAAUGGGCAAAAAAUGAAAAUCGAACAUUUCUUCGACAAGAGCUUGAAGCACGUCUCGUAGCUUUAUAUUUUGAUACGAAAAAAUACAACGAAGCACUUAUACUUGGCUCUCAAUUGUUGAAAGAAUUAAAAAAACUUGACGAUAAACAGCUACUUGUCGAAGUGCAACUAUUGGAAAGUAAAACUUAUUUUGCUUUAAGUAACAUACAAAAAUCAAGAGCUGCAUUAACAUCAGCAAGAACAACAGCCAAUGGAAUCUAUACGCCACCAAAACUUCAAGCUAGUCUUGAUUUACAAUCAGGAAUUCUUCAUGGAGCUGAAGAUAAAGAUUUUAAAACAGCAUUUUCAUAUUUUUAUGAAGCAUUCGAAGGUUAUGAUCAAAUCAAUAAUAGUAAAGGUGUUACUGCUCUUAAAUAUAUGCUACUAUCAAAAGUUAUGAUGAAUGCACCUGAUGAUGUUAAUGCGUUGAUGUCGGUAAAACUAGCGUUAAAAUAUGGUGGUCGAGAUGUUGAUGCAAUGAAAGCAAUUGCACAAGCAAGUAAAAAGCGAUCAUUAGCUGAUUUUCAACAGGCCUUGAAAGAUUACAAUUCAGAAUUAUCUGAGGAUCCGGUUGUUCAUUCACAUUUGGGAACGUUAUAUGAUAAUUUACUUGAACAAAAUCUUACUCGUCUUCUCGAACCAUUUUCAAAUGUUCAAAUCGAACAUAUUGCACGUUUAAUUAAUUUAUCCCAAGAUAUUGUCGAAAAAAAACUAUCUCAAAUGAUUUUAGAUAAGAAACUUCAUGGCAUUCUUGAUCAAGGCUCUUCAAAUAUUGUUAUCUUUGAUGAAACACCAACAGAUACUCAAUAUCAAGAUGCACUUGUUAUUGUUCAAAAUAUGUCAAAAGUGGUUGAUACACUCUUUAGUAAAACCAAGAAACUUUCUUAG
Molecule: messenger RNA, 1299 nt
Organism: Rotaria socialis
Lineage: Eukaryota; Metazoa; Rotifera; Eurotatoria; Philodinida; Philodinidae
Source: the annotation of a GenBank genome assembly